CUUUCUCUCUCUCUCCCUCUCUCCCCACCCCUAAACCAAAAAGACAGGGAUAGUUGUCUUAUUAUUAGUGACUUAAAUGAUGCUUUUGAACAAGAAGAUGCUGGGUACUUUUGGUGACUAGCACCAUCCCACUUUUUUUUCUUUUAAAUCCCUGAGCUAUUGUUUACUAGUACACUCUUUUAUUCCUAUGUCUACUAAAGCUGAAUGUUACUUGGGUGGAAAGCCUAAUUGCUUUCUUUUCUAGGUCCUUAAACCCUUUGCUAAUGUUUCUGUCUGAGAGUUCCCAAAGCCAGGGUUCUAGGAGAGUUUGGCAUGUCUGAACAGCUGAACCACAAAAUAAUGGAGUAGGUCCGGCGGGGUGUGGGAGCAGGGCAUUCUGUCAAUAAAAGAGCUCCCCUCUCUGCACACAUGGCCAGUUAAUUGGCCAUUCUGGGAAAGGAUGGAUGGGGAGGGGGGCUUCUGAGAAUCGCCGGUGACAGUUAAGUGGCCUUUUGUUGACGUCCUCUGCUGAACAACUUUGUUGGAUUUAGUCUCUGCUUUUCCUCGGCCUCCUGUGGAUUUUCUGUUAGAUUCAUUUACCAUUCAGGCAUCAUCUUUCACUCUCUCCUUCCAAUAUGACUGCUUUGUGUGCUGGCCUCGGCUUUAUUCCCGCUCUUCCCAGAUCAUAAAGGGGGCUGUGUGGGGCUUCGGCAGGACCGAGAAAUUGACUCUGCUGUCUGUCGAGAACCAUAAUGAUCGCACGGAGCUUGGUGUCUAGCAGAAAAUGCACUACCUGCACCAGCCUACUGGCGACCGGCUGAAGAUCGAGGCUUGGCCAAGCCAGUUCACCCAAGUUGUCUCAUCUAAUACCCCCCCAAACCCCUGUGAGGCCGGGCCUGCCGGCCUUUAGGUGCCGCGUUGUUUUGAGGCCUCGGCCAUGCCUGCCCACGAGGAAGGCCCCUGAAGCUCGCCUGAAGGAAGAAGCAUGCAGGGCGCCCCUGGAGGAGGCGUGGGCCCUGGCCCGUCCCCUGUGGACAGGUGGAUGCUCCUGGUCUUCAGCUUUAUUCUGGCAGCAGCUUUGGGCCAAAUGAAUUUCACAGGAGACCAGGUUCUUCGAGUCCUGGCUAAAAAUGAGAAGCAGCUUUCAGUUCUCAGGGACCUGGAGGGCCUGAAGCCCCAGAAGGUGGACUUCUGGCGUAACCCAGCCAGGCCCAGCCUCCCUGUGGAUAUGAGAGUUCCUUUCUCGGAACUGAAAGACAUCAAAGCUUACCUGGAGUCUCACGGCCUUGCUUACAGCAUCAUGAUAAAGGACAUCCAGGUGCUGCUGGAUGAGGAGAGAGAAGCCAUGGCAAAGUCCCGCCGGCUGGAGCGCAGCACCAGUAGCUUCAGCUACUCCUCUUACCACACCCUGGAGGAGAUAUAUAGCUGGAUUGACAACUUUGUAACUGAGUAUUCAGAUAUUGUCUCAAAAAUUCGGAUUGGCCACAGCUUUGAAAAUCGGUCCAUUCUUGUCCUGAAGUUCAGCACUGGAGGUUCUCAGCGCCGGGCCAUCUGGAUCGACACUGGAAUCCACUCCCGGGAGUGGAUCACCCACGCCACUGGCAUCUGGACUGCCAAGAAGAUUGUCAGUGAAUAUGGCAAAGACAGCACCCUGACAAACAUACUGAAUGCCAUGGACAUCUUCAUGGAGAUUGUCACCAACCCUGAUGGGUUUGCAUUUACCCACAGCAUGAACCGCCUGUGGAGGAAGAACAAGUCCACCAGACCUGGAGUCUUCUGCAUUGGUGUGGAUCUUAACAGGAACUGGAAGUCAGGCUUUGGAGGAAAUGGUUCUAAUGACAACCCCUGCUCAGAGACUUAUCGUGGGCCCUCCCCUCAGUCGGAGCCUGAGGUGGCGGCCAUUGUGGACUUCAUCACUGCCCAUGGGAACAUCAAGGCUCUGAUCUCCAUUCACAGCUACUCUCAGAUGAUCAUGUACCCUUAUGGCCACUCACUGGAGCCGGUUCCAAACCAGAAGGAGUUGUACAAUCUUGCCAAGGACGCAGUGCAGGCCCUGUAUGAGGUCCACGGGAUCGAGUACAUUUAUGGCAGCAUCAGCACCACCCUCUAUGUGGCCAGCGGGAUCACUGUCGACUGGGCCUAUGACAGUGGCAUCAAGUACUCCUUCACCUUCGAGCUCCGGGACACGGGGAGCUAUGGCUUCCUGCUGCCGGCCUCCCAGAUCGUCCCCACGGCCCAGGAGACGUGGCUGGCGCUUCGCGCCAUCAUGGAGCACACCCUGAAUCACCCCUACUAGCAACACCACUCAGGGCAGAGCAGGAGCAUUCAUUCCCUUCCCCAAGGCCUGGGGCUCCUCCUGAAACCCAAGUGAUACAUGGUCCUCCCCACACCCUUACCCUGACCCCUUAGGAAAUAAAUAACAAGUUUGAACAGGC
Messenger RNA from Callorhinus ursinus (northern fur seal), 2414 nucleotides. Lineage: Eukaryota; Metazoa; Chordata; Mammalia; Carnivora; Otariidae. The record is from RefSeq and is a predicted model, not a curated record.